This is a messenger RNA of Nestor notabilis (Kea), 165 nucleotides long. Its product is annotated as protein SON-like. The annotation marks the transcript as partial. NCBI's taxonomy places the organism in Eukaryota, Metazoa, Chordata, Aves, Psittaciformes, Psittacidae. The record is from RefSeq and is a predicted model, not a curated record. The transcript has a single exon.
ACACCCCAGAAACGGGCUGAAACGCCCCAGAAACGGGCUCACACCCCCAUGAAACGGGAUGAAACAUCACAGAAACGGGUUCAAGCACCCCAGAAACGGACUCUGACACCCGCGAAACGGGCUCACACCCCCCCAAAUGGGCUGAAACACCCUGAAAUAGCCUAA